Ectocarpus sp. CCAP 1310/34 is the source of this 815-nucleotide messenger RNA. The record is from the annotation of a GenBank genome assembly. Lineage: Eukaryota; Phaeophyceae; Ectocarpales; Ectocarpaceae.
CAACCAGGGUUGUACCAGUCAUUUCUACGAUACAUUUAGUCUUGUAAGGUGUGUUUUGCCUCUAGGGUACAGCCCCAGCAUUAUUAUACCGAUGGUCCAGCAAUCUACUGCUGUACACCGAACACGGCCGUUUUUUUUUUUUUUUAGAUGCACGCGAUAAUGGUGCUCGCUGCUGGGGGUGGAAAGUGACAGUCCCGUUCACAACUUGCACAGGAUAACAGGGUUCGGCCGUGCUGCUAUAGGGCAUGGGCCGCGCGUCAUCCGUGGGCGGCGGCGGUCGACUAUCCGGUCUACUCGGCGGCCGCGGCUCUGGCAGUGCCUCGGCCGGUGCCCCCUCCGGGUGGCCUGGCGCUGGUUCUUCGGAAGGUGGCGGGUCAACCAGUGGUGUGUCAUCGGAUCAGAGCGCAGGAAGACACCAGGCUAAAUCCAGACAUGUGUCGACUGGCAUCAACGGCAACGAGAGUUCAGCUUCUGGUACAUCACACAGUGGCGGUACCAGGUCCGGUGGUCCCACGGGCGGUGGUUCCACUUCGACCGGGGCGAGCACCACGACCUUCCGCACCCUGGGUAAGCGCUCUGUUCAAGAGCGCCACAACAGCGAGGAGUGCCACGAGACGGGCAUUGGCGGGGAAUCAACCAUCAACAUGGAUAUGUCCGGACAAAACCUCUUGACGCGCUUGACACUGCGCUGGUGCCCAAGGCGGCGAAGGCCGCGCUGUUGGGCCUUUUGCUGCAGCUCAUCAGCCCCAACGUGGCCAACAUGCUCGGCGGCGAGUCCUCCAAGAAGACAGUGAGUGGGCCCCGGCGACAAGACU